AUGGCUCAUUACAUCGAUUUCACCACUGCCUCUACCCCUACCUGUUCCCUCUCUGCUAUCCCUCCUACUACCCAGGAUCCCCUGUUCUUUACUCGUCUUAUCGACAAGCAAUUCGGGCUUGACAAGACCAAAAAUGGUCCGGCGGAUGAGCAUCAGGCUUGGGCCAUGAGCUACAACAAACAGCUUGCCUCUCAGCAGCUACGGUCUAGCCAGCAAUAUGAUCAGAUUGCCGCUCUUCAGGGGAUGACCUCUGAUCUCCAUGCGAAGCCCGCAGACCCUCAGCUCCUUCGAAACAUCAGCCAGGCUGAGCAGCUUCUUGGAGCUUCCACCCUUCCUACCGACGCUCAAAUCUUGGGAGCGGAGCUUCUUCAUGCCCAGGGCUGGUCCAAAGAGGCCGUUGCUAAGCAAGUCCAAUACCAGUUGCCUGACCAAGUUGCCGCUGAAGCUGCCUCCCGCCUUGACCUUCGCAUCAAAGCUCGUGCUCAAGCUCGUCUUCAAGCUCGCGGCAAGGCUACCCCGUCAUCUUCUACCCUCAAUUCCCUUACUCUCUCCAUUCUACCCAAAAUCCGCACCCUGACCAAAGAUCAAAUACACCAGCUGGUCGAGUUUGUCCAGUCAAACCCCAACGCCCGCCGCACUCCCAUGGCCAAGAUUCCCUCAGCCCUGGGUUUUGACUGCUCCGAGCGAACCAUCACCCUGACGCUGGGCCGCAAAGGGUUCAAGUGUUCACCUGCCAUCACCCGCCCUCACAUUGACGAGAAGACCCGACAGCUGCGUCUCAACUUUGCUCGUCAGCAUCUUCACUGGGCAGUUGAGCAGUGGGGAAGUGUCCUCUUCUACGCUGAGAUGUAUGUUCCCCUCAACGAACAGCCCCAAGAAGUCUUUGUCACUCGCAAGUCAGACGAGGACAUCCACCCCGACUGCAUCAACUUUGAGCCCGUUGCUCCCACUGAUUACACCAACAGCAACUUCUACUUUGCUUACCUGUCAGGUGUUGCUGGCACUGGUCACCUUCGUUCUUGGACCCGCCGCAGCAACCGCGAGCAUGGCUCUCUUGGCCCUGAGAGUUGGUAUUUCAACAUUUUCCCCAGCCUUGUCAACUUCUUUCGAGAUCACUCAGUUGGCCCUCGCUUUGCUCUGUCACCCGACCUUCCAGCCCACUGCAGCGUAACCAUCAAGGAUGGUCUGCGAGGUGGCCACAAGCCUGUCCUUCACCUGCCCCCAGCAUCCCCUGACCUUAACCCCAUCACUGAAAUCUUUGGCACUAUCACCGCUAACUUGAAGGCCGACAAAGCCAACUCCCUCUUUGGGGGUGUUACCGAGUACAGGAUCGACGACAUUGUACGAGACACUUGGGAGGGCAUCUCCAAGGAGUACCUCGGUGAGCUGAUCGGAAGCAUGCCCAAGCGGUGCCAGGCCGUCAUUGACGCUGACGGAUGGUACACUCGUUUUUAA
Messenger RNA from Fusarium venenatum, 1455 nucleotides. The record is from RefSeq and is a predicted model, not a curated record. Lineage: Eukaryota; Fungi; Ascomycota; Sordariomycetes; Hypocreales; Nectriaceae.